Messenger RNA from Trypanosoma cruzi, 1902 nucleotides. RefSeq lists its product as uncharacterized. Bases 1 to 1902 code for a protein of 633 amino acids. Lineage: Eukaryota; Euglenozoa; Kinetoplastea; Trypanosomatida; Trypanosomatidae. The record is from RefSeq and is a predicted model, not a curated record. The transcript has a single exon.
AUGUCGGACCACACUGUUUAUCCGAAGCCACUUGUGGUUACGGAAGAGCGGCUGAAGGAGGCUCGCGAGAAGCAACUGAGGCAACAAGCCCUAAAGGAGGCACUGGACGAGCAAAUCGCACAAACUAGACGACGUAGAAUCGAUCAUCACGCUCUUAGCAAGAAGAAUAAUGUGAUGAAGGAGGAUGGGGUUCGGCGGCAGUACACGUUCACUUAUGAAGACGGUCACGGUAGAUUUAUUCAACGGGACGAUUCCCCAGAACCUCGUGAGCAGCCAACCCGGACAAUCACUGGCACUUCGACUGUCGAUAUGACAAGUGAUAACGCUACCGCACUGAGUAUAAUUUCUGGGCACAGAAAACCCUUGGAGCUUGUCCCCAGCAAGAAUUCUCAGUCAAAUUCCUUGCCGCCAAAUUUCUCAAUGAGCACAUCGGAAGCAAACCCUUUAGUACCAAAAAGAACCGAGCACAGCGGCCAAUCCCUUCCGGUGGAUUCCGGGUCCAGUAGUAGAAAACAAAACGGCGGUAUGAACAAUAUCUCGCCGAGAGUACGUGAUUUGUUUCCGCAAGGCGCAUCCCCUAAGAGUGGUUCGAAGUCUGCGGAGUUAGUCGAUGAAGGGGGCUGUCAGAAGAACUGCCUUCCUCGCAACUUCAACUUGGAGGAUGUUAAACGGUUGCUACAGGGGCCACAGGCAUCGCCGCGGCCGGCGCAGCCUCCUGCUGGUGGAGGUCGUUCCCCAUUUCCUCUGCGAAAUAUCCCCCAGAAGCAUCAUACGGGUCACCUUCCCCCGCUAGAUCCUUUAGAAGGGGCAAACGGUAGGCGAAAAUCUGAAGAACCUUCGACGGGAGUCGACCUUGCUUUUUCGCCUCCACACGAUUUUUUAGGCGCUCAUCCUCCGAAUGUUAAAAGCCCGCGGCUUCUCAAGUUGAAACAACUAUCAACACCACGGCGACUCUCAAAUGAAGGACGUGGCCGACCCACUGUAAAUGCUUUGGCACCUCGCAACGGUCAGGCGCGGGUGACAGAAAAUACGGUGGAGCGGCUGCAAAAGGAGUUGGAGUCUCGCGACGUUCAAAUGGCGAAAAUGAGGGAAAAGGAGAAGAACUGGGAGGAACAGGUCAAACAGUUGAAAAUAGAAUUAAAAAGUGCCAAAAAAAAGGAGCGGGAUUUGAAUAGACUAGUCAAGGAGGGCCCGAGAAGAGCGGAGACGGCGCCUGAUCAGCCGAUUCUCUCCCCGCCUACGCUGAGUGCUCCAGGAUUACCUGCAAAGAAGGGUUUUGGCGCCCCAUCACCCCCUGGGCAGGGGAAGAAACAAAAGUUUGCUCGGAGCCGUGUAUUCAAUCAACAAACAUUCCGUCCUAUCAGUGCGCCCUCCGAUGCCGCCUCAAGCUCCUACGUCCCUCAAGAAGAAAAUGUGGCAUCACUUAUGCAGGAGUCCUUCAAAUGUGCUUCUGUUUUGACGCGAAAGACAGCAUUUGGUUUACCUGAGGAAAAUGCUAACCGUCCUGUACCCAUAGAAUAUGAACAUCUCCUGCAAUUUGUGAAGGAACAAAUCAUCACUCAACAGCAGGCGGAUGCGUUGUGGCGUCUCUUUAGUAAUGAGGAGCCGCCAUUGACUCUCCUACGCCGGCAAUCUACAGUAGCUCAACCCUCUGAUACGACGGUGAUUACCAACACUGACAAUUAUUUAGUUCUUGAGAACGGAAUAGAAAACUCUAUAUAUGAUGCUAGUGAUGCGAAACGGAAGGAAAAAAAUUUUAAUGAAGAAAUAGACAGGAAGGAAUUAGUUUGCAGCAAUGGGCAUGGCCAUGAAGAGCUUGAAUUGGAAGGCGAUACCUUUGAAACAUUUGCAGAACUUCACUUGGAAGAGUCUUUUUCUCAGGAAGAGGCGGGUGAUGAAUAA